Molecule: messenger RNA, 896 nt
Organism: Trematomus bernacchii (emerald rockcod)
Lineage: Eukaryota; Metazoa; Chordata; Actinopteri; Perciformes; Nototheniidae
Product: transmembrane protein 14A-like
Exons: 5
Coding region: 107-415 (102 amino acids)
Biological process (GO): regulation of heme biosynthetic process
Cellular component (GO): mitochondrial membrane
Source: RefSeq, a predicted model, not a curated record
GCGCAUGCGUGUUGUGGGCAGUGGCAGUGGCAGUAACACGGAAGUGCAGUCACAGAUUGGAGGUUUCUCAGUGCUGCUGUUCACUUGUUUCGACUAAAGUUUUGAGAUGGCCGUGGACUGGAUUGGAUUUGGCUAUGCUCUCGCCAUCGCCUUUGGAGGAUAUAUGGGUUACUCGAGAAAAGGCAGCGUGAUGUCCCUGAUGGCCGGUUUAGUUUUUGGUGGGUUUUCUGCUUAUGGUGCAUUCAACAUCUCUUAUGACCCAAAGGACAUCAAGGUCUCUUUGCUAACUGCUGGAGCCCUUUCGGUCCUGAUGGGAAUGAGAUACAAGAAAUCUGGGAAAAUAUUGCCUGCUGGCAUCAUGUCAGGGCUAAGUUUGUUGAUGGUGUUUCGGCUGUUACUAUCCCUCAUGAUGUGACAGGAGGAAUAACUGGACUGACUCUCUCUCUAUCAAUGGACCAGCCUUGUUUGAAUGAACAGCAUUCCCAGCAUACUAAAACAAGCCUUUUGUUUGGUAUCAUUACUUAACUAACAUGUGACCAGAAAAAAGUCACCAGAUUUAAGAUUAACAACAUACUGUAUAUUAGUGCAGUAAGUCUGCUUUGGUGAUCUUAUAUAAAUAACUGCUUUUUCUUGUGUUAUAUGUGCAUGAAUGUAAAUGUCAUGCUCUAAGAUUAGCAGAUGUACAUGAGCUUAUGUUGGCAGGGGGCUAACUAUUCACUACAACUUCGGUGUUGCUGGCUGCUAAUACUAUCAUGGUUUUAAAUUACAGAAAAAGGGACGCCAAAAUAUGUAUUCUUGAAGACAUGCUAUGUCUUUAACUUCAAAUGAUAUUUACUGUCAAUAAGUUAGUGAUUUUUGUAUUCAUGGAAAAACAAAAUAAACAAAUCCUAAAAUAA